UUGAGUGCUAACAAAUUUAUUACUUUCCCAUUUCCUUGAACAUCAGUCCUUGAUUUCUUAGAAGCUGUCUAUUGAAUGCCACUUUUGGAAACAUAACAAGGCGCUAUUGGAUCCCAAAUGGGGUUCUUCUUCAAUGGCGGUAGUUGGAGUUUCCUUCCCCCUUUUCAUUUAGAUGCAUAACAGCUUCCUGUUCUUCUAUUUACCUCUUUUGAAGCUACGAUUUUUGGAUGUGUUUUGUUCAAUGAAGAACUCUGUUUCUUCUGAUUGUGAGAUGAACGAUCCUGUUUUUGAUGAUUUUGAUCCUCGCCUCAACUUUUCCAAGUUCUUGGAAGAAGCAAAACAUCAUGCCACAGAACAAGAAACAGGAGCCAAAUGGUUGCCACCACAGAAAAAAAGCAAGAAAUCUUGGAAAAACACACUCUUCUCCUGGUUAAAAAGUGAUAAAAGGACCAAGCCUCUGCCCAAACCAGGUACAAAUCCUCACAUACCCAAUACAAGGCGUGUUCAUGUUUCUGGUCCAAUUUUCACCAGAGCUACGGCCAUAGACGGCAGAUCUCGAGGCGGCCGUUCGACGUCUGGACCGAUUGCUAGUCUCUUCAGUCCCAGUUUGAGUUCAGAGAUGGAGAUCCCUUAUAUGUGUCUUCACCAGCUUACUAGCCCCAAUACAAACCACAAUUAUGGUCCAAUUUAUCUUGUUACAUAGACAUACAUUUCUCAGUUCAUCUUGUCUGGAGCCAGGGCCAGCCCAUCUUUGAAAUCUUUUGUAUGUGUAAUGGUUUUGAUAAGCUGUUUAA
This is a messenger RNA of Cucurbita pepo subsp. pepo (vegetable marrow), 794 nucleotides long. RefSeq lists its product as uncharacterized. The record is from RefSeq and is a predicted model, not a curated record. NCBI's taxonomy places the organism in Eukaryota, Viridiplantae, Streptophyta, Magnoliopsida, Cucurbitales, Cucurbitaceae.